This is a messenger RNA of Penicillium taxi, 759 nucleotides long. RefSeq lists its product as uncharacterized. The record is from RefSeq and is a predicted model, not a curated record. The transcript has a single exon. Bases 1 to 759 code for a protein of 252 amino acids. NCBI's taxonomy places the organism in Eukaryota, Fungi, Ascomycota, Eurotiomycetes, Eurotiales, Aspergillaceae.
AUGACUAUUGCUCACUACGGUGUCUGGGCUUGCACCCCUACCUCCUAUCAGGCCCAAAAUGAGCAGCAAGACUCAAAGUCUCCCCAUAUCUACCUUCACUUUACCGACUCCUCCUCUUCCACUUCGAGCCGGAAAUUGGAGGCCGCCAUCAAUGUCAAAUCGACUGAUAAAGACACCCGCCUUGUCUUCUGGCUAAACCGUGACUUCUCGCACCCCAUCACUGAGAAACUAUCCCAAAUCGACUUGGGCUUCCACCUAGCACAGUCCAGCAGCUCAAACAGCCAAAGUGACGAGACCACCGGAGGUAGUCACCACAGACGCCACCACGGUUACCAUUACAAUCAUAGCCAUGAGCGCCGCACUCAGUCAACCCUACAGGGUCUAGAUUUCAUUCGCACUAAGAACCUUGUGGACAUCAAGUCCGGCCAGGUCUUGCCAGACGAUAUUACCGGCCCCAACAACGAUAUUCUUGAUAAGCUGGAGCCCAUUCUCACCGAUGCAAUCAACCAGAAGGCGACCGCCUAUAUCUGGGGUUCAUCUUAUGGAUCAGGUAUCCAUGAUAUCCACAUGAACCAGGGCAGUCUUCCUAGUUUUAGCAAUGGUAUUUAUGAGGACGGCGCCAUUCUGUUCAAAUUUGAUGAUGGGCACUGGGAGGCUGUUUUCCUUGCAUUUGCAUCGCAGAAGAUUCCUACCGAUGAUAAGGGAGAGGCGGAAUCGAACAGCCAGUCUUUGGCUUCCAUUCUUGGGGCCAGCGAAUAA